Molecule: messenger RNA, 780 nt
Organism: Gavialis gangeticus (Gharial)
Lineage: Eukaryota; Metazoa; Chordata; Crocodylia; Gavialidae
Product: transmembrane O-methyltransferase-like
Exons: 3
Coding region: 1-780 (259 amino acids)
Biological process (GO): developmental process; catecholamine catabolic process; dopamine metabolic process
Molecular function (GO): catechol O-methyltransferase activity
Source: RefSeq, a predicted model, not a curated record
AUGGUGUCCCCUGCCAUCGCCCUGGCCUUCAUCCCCUUUGUGGUGACCCUCCUGAUCCGCUACCGCCACUACUUCCUGCUCUUCUACCGGGCCGUGCUGCUGCGCUGGCUGCGGGACCACGCCACCGGCAUCUCCCGGGAGGAGCGCGCCUUCCAGUACGUGCUUACGCACGCCAUCCCCGGAGACCCCCAGCACAUCCUGGAGACCUUCGACCACUGGGCCAACCACCACGAGUAUCUCAGCAACAUCGGGCCCCAGAAAGGUAAGAUCCUGGACCGCCUGAUCUAUGAGAACACCCCUCUCACCGUGCUGGAGCUGGGUACCUACUGCGGCUACGCCACCAUCCUGAUGGCCCAGGGCCUGCCCAUGGGCGCCCGGCUCUACACCGUGGAAAUGGACCCCCGCAACGCCACUGUGGCUGAGAAGGUCAUCCGCCUGGCCGGCUUCGACGAGGACACUGUGGAGCUGAUCGUGGGCCCCUCAGAGGAGGUGAUUCCCCAGCUGAGGGAGAAGCAUGGCCUACUCAAGGCCGACUUCAUCUUCAUGGACCACUGGAAGCGCUGCUACCUGCGGGACCUGCAGCUGCUGGAAGACCACAACCUGCUGGCCGAGGGGGCCACCGUGCUGGCCGAUAACGUCGUCUUCCCCGGAGCGCCCCAUUUCCUGCAGUAUGUCAAGACCUGUGGCAAGUACCAGAGCAAGACGCAUCGCACCAGCCUACAGUAUUUCCGGGCCAUCCCCGAUGGCAUGGCCGAGCUCACCUACACUGGCCUGCACUGA